AUGCCUCACUCUUCCCAAGACGCCGCUCCGCAAAUCCGCAAGCGUCCCGCGCCGACCACCGAGAUCGGAGAGGAUGCGCUCGGCGAAUAUGUCUCAGGACUUCUCAAGAAAGCCGCCGGCUCACAACUUAAGAAGAUAAAGACGGCAACUGGCGCGAAAGUCACAUCCGAGGCGGCACCAACGGCGGUCCUCAAAUCCACUCCGAAGCCACCACCCGCCAUUCUUCAGAAUGACUUCCUCAACCCUCGUAAGAUUCUCACGCCAAAGUCACCAAUCAAAACGAAGAAAAUUGCGGUCGGGCCGGUGAAUCCCCCCAGUGCAAGUGCUGCACGCCCAACAAAGCCAGGCAAGCGAUUCAAAGACGACGAAGAGCUGGAAGCACACUACAAAUCACACCGCAAGACUUUCGGCUCCCAACUGGCAGUGGAGAAGAAUUUGACCCGGGAUCGAAAUGUAGAGAUCAUCAAACUCCCUCCAAGCGUCAAAGCUAUCAACGUCACCGAGUUCGAAAAGGCGUACAUCUACAUGAUUGAGAAAGACCCAAAUCAUUUUCCCAACAUCAAGCUCCUCGGUACAGACAAGCGCGGAUAUACUGUCGUCCGCCGCGAGAAAAUGCCCAAUAAGAGGAUCGCUGACAUUCGAGAGAUGGAGCGGAAGCGGAAGUUGGCCAAGGCGCGGUCGGAAGCUCGUCGAGAGAAUGCUGACCUCCGUGAAGCGAAGAAAACCCGGCACAAGAGUGCAAUCAUGAGGGCCCGGGUAAAGCUCAUCCAGGAAGAAGAAAGGAUUCUUCAAGUCGGAAGGGAGGUCGAGGAGAAUGGUGCACGUCGCCGAGCUAAGAUGUUGGCCGAGAGGAAGGCGAAUGCCAUUACGGAAUAGAGGACCUCGGGAAAAACAACGGCAAUUUCACGCAAGUCUUUGGCUUAGUCCAUCGUCCAAAAGAGUGCUGUAUAGAUAC
Messenger RNA from Periconia digitata, 955 nucleotides. NCBI's taxonomy places the organism in Eukaryota, Fungi, Ascomycota, Dothideomycetes, Pleosporales, Periconiaceae. The record is from the annotation of a GenBank genome assembly.